AGUGAAAGCAGAAGGAAUGAGGAGUGGGAAAUAAAUAGAUGUUUAUUGUCAAGGUGCUGCGUGUCUGGCGACAAAACCAGCACAUGACCGUGGUGCUGCUGCUCUCUUUACCCAGCACUGCUUCCAAACACCCAGCAACUGAGUUUCCAGUCUUCUGUCAUCUCAGUUUCUCAGCUAAACAUGAUUUCUGGCACAAGAGAGAAGAUAUGGCUGUUUUUUGCUGUGACAUACUUAUUCCAGGGAAUUACUUAUUCAGAAGAACUCAGGAGAAUGAAGAGAGCUGUGGAUCCUGAAGCAUCAAUGAAUAUUAAUGAGCUCAUUACUUACAAAGGAUACCCCAGUGAGGAGUAUGAAGUGACAACAGAAGAUGGUUAUAUCAUUACUAUUAACAGAAUCCCUUAUGGUAUACAGAAUCAGGGAAACCCAGCUUUGAAACCUGCUGUAUUUCUCCAACAUGGAUUAUUGGGAGAUGCUAGUAACUGGAUCUCAAACCUGCCCAACAACAGCUUGGGCUUCAUACUAGCUGAUGCUGGCUUUGACGUUUGGAUGGGAAAUAGCAGAGGGAAUCGCUGGUCCAGAAAACAUCAGAAUUAUUCCAUUAAUCAAGAUGAAUUCUGGGCUUUCAGUUUUGAUGAGAUGGCAAAGUUUGAUCUUCCAGCAGCUAUAAAUUUCAUUGUGGAGAAAACAGGACAGGAAAAGUUGUACUAUAUUGGCUAUUCACAAGGUACUACCAUUGCUUUCAUUGCAUUUUCAACAAUGCCAGAACUGGCUCAAAAAAUCAAAUUCUAUUUUGCAUUGGCACCUGUCACUACUAUUAAGUAUGCUAGAAGCCCAGUAACAAAACUUCUAUACCUUCCUGAAAGAUUGCUCAGGGGUUUUCUUGGCAAGAGAGAAUUCCUUCCCCAGACCAAAUUUCUAAAAAGGCUACUAGUCCCUGUCUGCAGUCACCGAGCUUUUGCCAGGCUUUGUAGAAGUGUCUUCUUCAGUCUGGGUGGCUGUAAUCUGAAAAACCUUGACAAGAACCGAAUCCAUGUGUAUAUUGCACAAACCCAUGCUGGAACUUCUGUGCAGAACAUGGUCCACUGGAGUCAGGAGGCCCGUUCAGGGAAGUUCCAUGCUUAUGACUGGGGCAGUUCAAAGAAGAAUAUGAAUAAAUAUGAACAGGCUACUCCUCCUCUCUACAAUGUAGAAGAGAUGGUUGUACCAACUGCAGUAUGGACUGGGGGACAAGACUUGCUCGCAGAUACCAAGGAUGUGGCAAUUUUACUGUCUCAAAUUAAGAGGCUCAUCUAUCACAAGAGGAUUCCUGAAUGGGCACAUCUGGAUUUCAUCUGGGGAUUGGAUGCACCUCUGCAUGUGUACAAUGAAAUUAUUGACCUGAUGCAGAAGCAUCCUUAACCCACAACCAGCAGCCAUACCAGACUCAUUUAAUGACACUUGCUUUCACUGGGUCUGAACAAAACCUUAUUUUACAUUAGAUGGUUUCUGCUGGAGUCAGAUAGAAGGUUCUUCCUGACACUAUUUUCACACCAUGUGUCACUACAAUGCCUUUUGCAUCCUGAAGGUGCACUUCAUGUUUUCUGGCAACCUUAUGGGUCAACAAUCACUUCUUAACUGAUACAACAUAGAUUCUGCAAUAACUGUAGUUUGCUAACAAAAGACAGGCUUUUCCUAGCAGUCUGUUCUGCUUAACAGUAAUGAAAGCACUAACUUUCUCUGGAUAACGUCAGUGAUCCUAAGAUGUUUUCCAUUCAUAUUAUUCUCAGUUACUGAAAGACACAGUGUAAGGCAAGACUAAUUCUAGCAGUUAUGUUAUUGGUUAUUUUUUUUGUUAGAUGAGACAAUGACCAUAAAGUAAAAGCUCACUCCUGA
Molecule: messenger RNA, 1872 nt
Organism: Columba livia (rock pigeon)
Lineage: Eukaryota; Metazoa; Chordata; Aves; Columbiformes; Columbidae
Product: lipase member M
Exons: 10
Coding region: 181-1398 (405 amino acids)
Molecular function (GO): hydrolase activity, acting on ester bonds
Source: RefSeq, a predicted model, not a curated record